Molecule: messenger RNA, 734 nt
Organism: Phialemonium atrogriseum
Lineage: Eukaryota; Fungi; Ascomycota; Sordariomycetes; Cephalothecales; Cephalothecaceae
Exons: 2
Coding region: 68-529 (153 amino acids)
Source: RefSeq, a predicted model, not a curated record
UCGAGACGAUGCUAUGCAAUUCGCGGCCUAUAAACCCCGGAUCUUGAGCGGUGGAAGUGAGUAGACAAUGCUCUUGACUAGACUCCCUCCACUCGGACAACCUGCCCAUUGCUUUCCCGGACGACUCGGUCCUCUCCCGGGUGGAAGAGGGCGAGACCCGCGAGCCAUCGGCGUGGAAGCAAGUCGGCGACACCCUCUCCUAUGUCUCUCGGUACAUGCUGGGGGGGUGCCAGCCCGCUUACCCCCUGCUCUUUACAAAGCAGGACAGGCACGCAUCGGCGGCGAGCAUGGCGGGAGUGUCAUGCCGAUGCAAUAUCGAGCGCCGGAGGUUAUUCUCGAUAUGAAAUGGGGACACCCGGUGCAUGAUUGGAGCGUCGGGCUCUCAGCAUGGAACCCCCCCUCUGCUUUGGCCGGAAACGAGAAGACUCAAUUCGUUGACUUCAGCCAGUCGCUUCUCUGCUGGCUUCCGGGGGACCGGCUCACCGUCGGGAAGGCUUACUACCAUCCUUGGUUGCGACUGAAUUCUUGAGCGGGGACCAUCCUCGCGCCAGGUCGAGUUUGCAAUGCGGCAGUCUAACAAGGAAACGAGGCAUGUUUAACCAAGGACCAUCGACGGAAUAAGUCUGGCAACUUGCCCCAGCGCACGGAUACCUAGCUCCCGCUACGUAGCCGGAAUUAGAGCAAUGGGGAGCCCCCAACAUCCGAUUCGCACAUGCAUACGGCAUGAAUGCUUC